Penicillium macrosclerotiorum is the source of this 1527-nucleotide messenger RNA. RefSeq lists its product as uncharacterized. Gene Ontology annotation, molecular function: acetyltransferase activity. The record is from RefSeq and is a predicted model, not a curated record. Gene Ontology annotation, biological process: mycotoxin biosynthetic process. The transcript is spliced from 2 exons. Bases 1 to 1527 code for a protein of 508 amino acids. Lineage: Eukaryota; Fungi; Ascomycota; Eurotiomycetes; Eurotiales; Aspergillaceae.
AUGCCGACCGAAAAAUUUGCCUGGGAAGAGACAGCCCCCCACAGAUGGGAACGAGAUAUUGAUGAGGUGGAGACGUUUUAUACGACCCUCGCCAAAAGGUUUGAAGGAACUGGGAGGACGUUUUUCGCUAUGACGUGCCAUGUCAGCAUCAAAGUUGAUGUUAUUGAUGAAUCCGUUCUUACUAUAGAGAGAAGGGUAAUUGAGGCGCUCCGUGAAGCGUGGGUAUGCCUUCGAUACGACCACCCACUUAUUGCAUCGUGGGUAGAAUACCACCAUGAGGCCAAGAGAUGCAGAAAAGUAUAUGAAGGGCUCCCCAAAACAAACCAGCAUAUACACCAGUCUGCAUGGCUCAAUGAAACCUUCAAAAUUAUCUCCAACGGCCAGACAGGCCAGGAAUGGUGCAACUCAGACCCUCCAGUUCCCAAGCUUCCCACGUUAUUCUUGGUUAAAAACGGGCCCUGUGCCGAACAUGGUGAAUUUCAAGCAGAUUUGAUUCUGAGGGCACAGCAUGAUGUUAUCGAUGGAAUUGGGUCUCUCCAUCUGAUGAAUAACCUCUUUCGGCAUGCAGCUCGGGCAUAUGGGCAACCAGAGAAGGUUCCUGUACAUCGCUUUGGUGACGAAUGGAAGAAUCUGAGUCCGCCCCUUCGGAUUGCUGCGGACAUCCCUCUAACUCUCACAAGCGAGCAAGAAGUGAGAUUGAAAGGAAUAGUGAGAGAUAAUUUGUUUCUUCGUGAGGAGAUAGAGGUUGCAACCCUCCCGUUUCGGUUUGGCCGUACAAUUCCUGGUCGCCACCAGCGAUUGGCUCUUGAAAUACCUUCACAGACUACCUAUUUGGUCCUGAGAGCAUGCAAAGAGCUUGGUGCUAGCGUGACUCAUGUAUACCAUGCAGCAAUCGCUGUCCUUAUGGGUGAACUUCAAGAAUGCAGGCCGCAGAGGCGGGUAGUACGGUACAUUAACUAUUCACUUAUCAACGAACGUCACCACUGCAGAGAACCGUUUAAUACUGCUCAGCACGCAGCAUCGGUGUAUCAUUCAAUUUCAGGCAAGAGCCUUGCAAUUGACCUGACAGUAACUGCCAUCAACGACGAGCCGUUGGACACGGAGCAAACUCGACAGAAGAUGAUGGAUGCUAUUGAGCAGGUCAAAGAAUACUAUACAUCUAUUCGCAAUGACACGGAGCAUAUCACCAUGGUACCAUCUAUCUGGAGCCUCUCUACGCCAGCUUAUCCAAGUGGCUCGGAGAUUCCUCCUGUUCCAGCACCGAACGAAAGCCCGUCAGCUUCAAUAUCCAGCUUAGGGGUGAUUGAUCAGAUAAUCUCUCCUAAGCAUGGCAUAUUUGAGAUAUUUGAUCCCUGGGUAACUGGAGAGGAGCUUGGAACUGGACUGGGGUUAUUUCUCGCGACUUUCAACGGUCGGAUGGGCUUGAGUGCCGCCUACAAUGACGCAUGGCACGAUAAGGCGGAGGUGAUGGAUUUCCUGACCCGCUGCCACGGACUUGUGUUGACCACGUUGGGUGUGUCUUCUUAA